CUGGAUCAUGGCCGGGGACAGUGGCUGCUGUACGACGGCAGACGAUGGAGCAGAGAGCGACCAGCAGCAGCCUCUCAUUCUGGAGAGAGUCGACAAAGACGCAGGAAAAAGUUGUCAAACCGUCGUGAGAAACCGUCUGAAGAAACACUGCUCGUGCACCCCGGAGAAGAUCAAAUCCAAAGUACUGGACUUUUUCCCAGUUCUGAAAUGGAUGCCACACUACAAGCUCAGGGACUGGCUGCUGGGCGACGCCAUGUCGGGACUAAUCGUUGGAAUCCUGUUGGUCCCCCAGUCUAUAGCUUACUCCUUAUUGGCCAGUCAGGACCCUAUUUAUGGUCUCUACACUUCCUUCUUCUCCUCCAUCAUCUACACCCUGUUAGGUACUUCCAGACACAUCUCAGUGGGGAUUUUCGGAGUGCUCUGCCUGCUCGUGGGUCAGGUUGUGGACAGGGAGCUGGCUCUGGCAGGAUACCUCACAGAAAGCAUCAGUAGUAACGACAGCGCCGUCCUGCUGGCUGGCCAGGGGAAUGACAGCGUUUGGCUGGACUGUGACAGGAGCUGCUAUGCAAUCACAGUGGGAGCCACGCUUACCUUUACUGCCGGGGUUUACCAGGUGCUCAUGGGUAUUUUCCAGUUCGGCUUCGUCUCCGUCUUCCUCUCAGACUCUCUUCUCAGCGGCUUCGCUACGGGAGCCUCUCUGACCAUCCUCACCUCGCAGGUCAAGUACCUGCUGGGUCUGAAGAUCCCCAGGCCUCAGGGCUGGUUCACUCUCUUCAAGACCUGGUUCAGCCUCUUCACCAGCCUGGGGAACACGAAUAUCUGUGACCUGGUGACCAGUUUGGUGUGUUUGCUGAUACUGAUACCAACGAAGGAAAUCAAUGAUCGCUUCAAAGCCAAAUUAAAGGCUCCGAUCCCCUUCGAGCUCUUCGUGGUGAUAAUUGCGACCCUGGCGUCUCACUUCGGCCACUUCAACACAGAGUACGGGUCGAGCGUGGCCGGUGAAAUCCCCACCGGCUUCCUUCCUCCGCAGUUGCCCUUGUGGUCUCUGAUCCCCAACGUGGCUGUCGACGCCUUCUCCAUCGCCAUCGUCGGAUUCGCCAUCACCGUCUCUCUGUCGGAAAUGUUCGCCAAGAAGCACGGCUACACAGUGGACGCCAACCAGGAGAUGUACGCCAUCGGCUUCUGCAACAUCCUGCCAUCGUUUUUCCGCUGCUUCACCACCAGCGCUGCUCUGACCAAGACCCUCGUCAAGGAGUCAACAGGGUGCCAGACUCAGGUGUCGGGGUUGGUCAGCGCCCUCGUCCUGUUGCUGGUUCUUCUGGUUAUUGCACCGCUCUUCUAUUCUCUACAGAAGUGUGUCCUCGCUGUUAUCAUUGUGGUCAACCUCCGCGGUGCUCUACGAAAGUUCACCGACAUUCCUCGCAUGUGGCGCAUCAAUCGCGUCGACGCCUCCAUCUGGCUGGUCACCAUGAUGACCUCGUCGCUGGUCAACACAGAGCUGGGUCUCCUCGUCGGGGUUUUGGUGUCGGCCUUCUGCGUCCUCGGCCGGACUCAGCAAGUCCAGGUCCUGGAGCUGGGCCAGGCCUCAUCCAGGGAGCACUACGAGGACCUGUCGUCUUACCGUGGCCUUCACACUCAUCCAGGAGUGGCUGUUUUCAGAUACGAGGCCCCGAUCUACUACGCCAACCAGAGCUUGUUCAAAAGAUCUCUUUACAGUCGUGUUGGGCUCGAUCCUGUGAAGGAGAAAACACGAUGGAUAAAGUUCCAGAAGCAGAAGAAGAAGAAGAAGAGCAAACAGGAGGAGGUCGCAAACAUGAAGUCAGAAAAAGAGGCUGAAGCUGAAGCUACUGAGAUUGUAACCCUGAUGCUCGACGAGGAAUCGCGUCGUAACUUGCGGAGCAUAGUUAUAGACUGUAGCGCCAUCUUGUUUCUGGAUACCGCAGGAGUGAAUGCUCUGAAAGAGGUUCGCAAAGAUUAUGAAGAAGUUGGGGUCAAGGUGGUGCUGGCCCAGUGUAAUACCUCAGUGCUGGACACUCUGGAAAGAGGCGGGUACUACCCCGACACAAGAGGAGAUGAUGGAGGGGAGAAGAAAAUGAUUUUCUUUACUAUCGCAGACGCCGUCCGCUACGUCCAGAGCCUCUCUGCUCCCAACGGAGAUUGUGACACCAGAUGCUAAAAAAAAAAAUGUUUAAAAAGAGAAUCUGUCCAAAUAUCUACGUUUACAUGUAUGUUUGCAGUUUACAUCUCACAUGAUGCAAAUCAAACAUGCAUUGUUGCCGCUGUGCCUUGUAAUGCUACAGUCGUAGCAGCAGUUAUGUAGAAUAAAUGCAGGAUAAUUUAACUAAAGUAGAAAAUGUUUUAUUUAAAUACUGCAAGAUAGAAUGCAAAAAAAUAAUUUAAAGUCCUCCUUGUAAAGAUGUAGCUUGAGUACUCAACACAUGGUACUUAAACUUCAUUUUUAAGUAUAAUUUUCUCCCGUUUGCCCACAGACACAAAACAACAGACAGAGUCAUAUUCUAAUUCAGUUUAGAAUAAUGACCCUCAUCUAUUAAUGGUCCUUCCAUUGAUUUAAAGGAGCUGCAGACGAGAGCCUAAAAAUAUGGAUUUUUGGGGCUGAUGCUGACAUUAGGGAGUAAAAGAAUUCCUAUAAUGAUAAAUAAGUCGUUAUAAAAUGUUGCUGUCAAGUAAUUGAGGCUCAAUAUUUUACUGUAAAAACCAAAAUCACAUACAGCCAAAUAUAUGGAACUUGAAUCAACAUAUUUUAUUACGUAAAAAUGUGUUAAUGCACCUGUUUUCUGCAUUGUUUAUUCUGUCAAAUAAAAGCUUUAACAAUGAAAGCCAAAACUCAGGACGAGCUUUAAAAAAUCCUUUACCUGAGAAAAGAUGCUUUAACGGGACUUUUUUAACGUCAGAUUUUAGUUGGUAAUCAUUUUAAAGAUAUAUUGCUGCUUGAUGUGUACAAUCUUUCUAUUGUAGUAAUGACAUGUGAAAACUUUCACUUGAUGUCCUUAAAAUAUUUUUAUAAUUUAGAAAUAGCCCGACUGUACCUGAACAUGUGCCGUGACAGUAACCCAUAAUGCAUUUCUCUCUUGUGCAAUGAUUGUAUGGGAAAGACAUGUUUACAAAGCCAUUAAGAAAUAAAUUAACACUUAUCUUUACAAAAUAAAUGAGAAAUAAGAGGUACGUUUUUCUAUUACUUUUCAUUUUGCACCUUUUGUCUAUGCACUAAACGUCAGUGCCUAUGAUGAUGCCUAUGCAGCGCAAAUACUGUACAUGUACGUACUGUGAAUGUUUUCAAAUAAGGUGUUUUUCUACAAUUCUUCAUGAUCUACAAUCUGAAAACUUCACUCGUGUUAUGUCCAAAGAACAAACGUCCUGUUCAUUGUGGGUUUUUUUGGUGUGAACUGAAUGUGCCAUGUGGACACACAACUUUCUUUGUUUGUCUGCGUGUUUGCUGAGAUUACUGACGUCAAUACAGUUUUAGUUUGCGUUAUUAUAUCUUGUCGAACACAGUUGUUGCCUGUAAACCUGUUGGGUACUUAAUACUCUGUGGGAGUUACAUGGAAAUCUUUGGGUUUAAUCUUGUGCCAGUUGAACCUCGUGAUCGUUUUCUUUGUGUGGAACAUGAUCAGAAUAAGGACAAGUUCAUAAAUUGGCUGUAACAUUGAUUUGCUAAACAUUCACGGCUCUAAAAUGAAGCUUCCGGGUCCAUUACUUUGUGUUUUAUGACACCAGAAAAAGCUCAGGGCUGGUUAGUGUUAGUGUGAGAGCUAAAGUCCUUAUUAUGUUCCAAACACAGCGGAAAGGACGUCAUGGACUUAAAGCAGGAAAUCUCUCUGGAGACAGAGGGACUGUUUUCUGUCACAGGAGAAUGAAGCAGGUCAUGUUAGUGAAGGACAGUUCAGAUUCAUCUUCACUUCCAUUAACAAAUUAAAAAUGGACUUUAAUUCAGAAUACUGGAAAAUGCUGUUUAUAAAAAAAAGUCUGGGGUCCAGUUCAACCUUGAGCGUGAACUUGUGGGAGAUGAACUGAGUGGAAAUGUUGUCGACAUGAGUGAUUGUAGCUUUAGUUGUUUCUGAAACCAAACACAACUGUGCAGCACUUAGACAAACUGUUGUGUCAUUUCAGUGUUUAGACGACGCUGCAGUAUAAAGUCGUGUUUGUAUUUAUUUGUACCAAAAAUGUAACCAUGCACAAAAUCGGAGGUUUUGUGAUUGCAUCAGCUUUUACCUGCUUUUAUUCCAAACUGAACACGUGUAAACUGUAGACUCAGGUCUAUUUGUUGUGUUGUUAAUGACGCUGCUGUUUACUCCAAAGCUCAAUGAUUCUGUUAUUAAAAAUAUGAUAUUAUAUAUGCAAACAAGA
Molecule: messenger RNA, 4365 nt
Organism: Paralichthys olivaceus (Japanese flounder)
Lineage: Eukaryota; Metazoa; Chordata; Actinopteri; Pleuronectiformes; Paralichthyidae
Source: RefSeq, a predicted model, not a curated record